UGAGGAAUCAUUUACUCCCAACAUAGCGUCCUCUAUAUUAUACAAGUAUAAAUCUGUACCUGGGUUUUGUGUACUCUGUGACUGGUCUACCGACCAGCCUAUGGAACAGCUGAUUUAUCAUCUAGAAUAUGAGCACGCCUUAACGUUGGACAGUAUAGAGGAAGAGGAUAUAGUAAAAUAUCUAGAGGAGGUCGGAUAUAUUCGCUUACUUGGCUCAGAUAGAUUGAAUCCUACAGAACAGGAUUCUGAUUUAACUUCGUUAAAUGAGGAGAAUACAAUUCAAGAGAACCUGAUCAAGGACAAUUUAGCACCGGAGGAUGUUAAGCAGGACAGUGUAAGUUCGGAGAAGUUCAACCAGGACAAAUUAGUUCCGGAGGAUAUUAACCAGGACAGUGUCAAUCUGGAGAAGUUCAACCAGGACAAUUUAGACCCGGAGAAUAUUAGCCGUAACAGUUUCAGUCCGGAGAAGUUCAACCAGGACAAUUUGGCUCCGGAAGAUAUUAACAAGGACAAUGUCAUCCCAAAGAAUUAUAAUCAGGAGAAUUUAGAUCCCGAGAAUAUUAGCCAGGACAGUAUCAUCACUGAAAAGUACAACCUGGACAACUUAGUUCCGGAGGAUAUUAGCCAGAACAGUAUAAUCCCGGAGGAGUACAACCAGGACAGUUUAGUUCCGGAUGAUCUUAGCCAGGACAAUAUUAUGCCGGAGAAAUUCAACCAGGACUGUAUCAUCCCGGAGAAUUAUAAUCAGGAUAGUACUAUCCCGGAAAAGUCACACCCGGAGAAUAAUAACCUGAACAGUACCGUGCCGGAGAAUGUCAACCAGAGCAGUAAAAUCCCGGAGAAGAUUAACGAAGACAGUAAUAUUCAAGAAAAUCCUGAAAAUAUUCCAGAGAAAGCGCUCACAGAGAACACAGUUCGUCCACAAGAAACUAUCCUGGUAAAUCCGGAGAAGGACGAUUUUAUCUCCUAUGAGAAAAGCUUAGUUAAUUUUACUCCAAAACAAAUCUAUCCGGAGAAACAGAACCAAGACCAGCUCAAAGAUAAAAUUUUCUGCAGCGAAACCAUCCAGGACGAUGUCGUCUCUGAAAUAGAGAGUCGAGAGAACCUUCAACUUGAACCUGCUCCCUCGAAACCAAUCCAAGAAAUAACUGAGGAUAUAACUGUAGAUGGAACCCUUCCGGAAAAAUUAAAUCUUUAUUCUGAAUCUAUCCUCGUGAAACCAAUCCAGAAGGAUAUCUCUGACCAAGAUAGCAAUGAUAAUGUUGUAAAUGAAACCCUCCCGGAGAAACUGAACCAUUACAACAAAGUCACAGAGAAGCAGAAAACUGUGACUGAAGGAGACGAGAAGGAAAAUGUGAAUCCUACAAAUUAAACCAAAGGCAUCUAUCUAUAGAUCCUAGAUCUGUAAAAGUCAACUAAAUUACUAUUUUGAGAUUUUAAAAAAUCUUUUUUUAUAUUAAAGAGGCAGG
Molecule: messenger RNA, 1469 nt
Organism: Eurytemora carolleeae
Lineage: Eukaryota; Metazoa; Arthropoda; Copepoda; Calanoida; Temoridae
Product: ELMO domain-containing protein F
Exons: 4
Coding region: 101-1372 (423 amino acids)
Source: RefSeq, a predicted model, not a curated record